Molecule: messenger RNA, 686 nt
Organism: Etheostoma spectabile (orangethroat darter)
Lineage: Eukaryota; Metazoa; Chordata; Actinopteri; Perciformes; Percidae
Gene: spata45
Product: spermatogenesis associated 45
Exons: 2
Coding region: 193-456 (87 amino acids)
Source: RefSeq, a predicted model, not a curated record
UGUUUUAAACUCCGGAUGGAGUAACUCCUCUCUGCAUACAUAAAAGAUCUUUGGCGCUCUUCUUCAGGUUUCCCUUUGCCAUGGAAACAGUAGGAUCACAAAGUCCCUACACCUUGGACAUUGGACAACCAGAGACUGUAUAAAUAACGUAAUUACAAGAAAAACAGGCUACACCAAAAAGAAAAAAACCCAAUGUCAGGACCUGAAGAGCAGCGGGCGCUGCUGGAGCUGAACGGGCGGAGGGAGACAUGGUGUCAGGUGGAGCUGACGCCCGAGCAGGCCUGGGAGAGGACCCAGAGGAGGCACUACAGGGGUCACCUGCAGACCAGCCCGGUGCUCCUCAGCGCUCUGACCGCCGGGCCGCAGCGCAGGGCGGCCCGCAGCGAGCGCCCGCCCGCCUCCAGGCUCCCGGAGAGAAGGCACUUCGAAGAGAGCUAUGAGUCCCAGCUGGUGUAGGCUGACGAGAACCCACGAGCUAAAACUACUAGUACACGUGGACCAUCACGUCAACUUUCAGGGUUUUAUUUCCAUAAACAGAGAACAUAAUACAUCUUUAUAAAAUAUUUCUGUAUAGGUGUAUUUCUGUGUAACUUGAGUUCCUGUUGGCCUAUUUGUCCAAAGCUUUGGUCCUGAGUAAAGUAUCUUAACCAGUAUAAUAACAAACGACUAAAUCUUUUCAGCCCUAG